Daphnia carinata is the source of this 4461-nucleotide messenger RNA. RefSeq names its product carboxypeptidase D-like. Bases 148 to 4194 code for a protein of 1348 amino acids. Gene Ontology annotation, molecular function: metallocarboxypeptidase activity; zinc ion binding. The transcript is spliced from 9 exons. Gene Ontology annotation, biological process: proteolysis. The record is from RefSeq and is a predicted model, not a curated record. NCBI's taxonomy places the organism in Eukaryota, Metazoa, Arthropoda, Branchiopoda, Diplostraca, Daphniidae.
GUGUUACCCAAAGACAAUCUUUCACUUUUGUUUGUAUCAUAGAGUACUCCUCAGUUUAUUUAAUUAGUUUCUAGGCAAUUUUUGAUUUUGUUCGAUUUGUUUCGGGAUUCGUAUUUUUAAAUGGGAAAGUAUUAAGGAAUUUGUAAAAUGCGUGUCAUUUAUUUGAAUCUUCAUAUUUGGUUCCUUUGGUUUCUGUCAUCUGUCACGUCGUCGUUUAGCUUUAUUUCUAACAAUUCGUCAAAUCUUACGCAAUGGAAUGGCGUUGAAAUAAAUAAAUAUCGCUCUCAUGAAGAUCUGAUAUCUAUUUUUCAGACCUUAGAAAGAGAUUUUCCGUUUAUUGCUAAAAGAGGAACCAUAGGCAAAUCAGUGCAGGGUAGGGAGUUGGUCUUCCUUCGGAUAACUGCAAAUGCUAGUGCACCUAGGCCUCUUGGGAGGCCAAUGUUUAAAUAUGUUGGUAACAUGCACGGAAAUGAAGCUGUUGGCAAAGAAAUGCUUAUUGCCUUAGCGGAGCAUCUGACACAAAACUAUGGAAAGGAUGUUGAAGUGACUAAGCUUAUUGAAUCCACAGAUAUAUAUAUCCUACCUAGUCUUAACCCUGAUGGUUUUGCCAAAGCAAAGGAAGGUGAUUGUUAUGGGUCAAACUCUUUUUCAGGAAGAGAAAACUCCAAUAACGUGGAUUUGAACAGAAACUUUCCAGACCGCCUUGAGAUCAAAGGAUCUCCAAAAAAUGUCGACGAAGAAUUAUUUAUCAAAGGCAGAGAGCCUGAAACGCUGGCCAUUAUGUUAUGGAUUGUCAAUAAUCCUUUUGUAUUAUCAGCAAAUCUUCACGGUGGUUCAGUUGUUGCUAGUUACCCUUUUGACGACACUGCUCUCCAUCGUGAAUGUUGCCUAGAGGGGAAAGCCCCGGACGACACUUUUUUCAAGCAUUUGGCCCGAGUUUACGCAUCAAAUCAUCUUUUCAUGCAUAAGGGCAACUUGUGUCAAGGAGAUAACUUUACAGACGGUAUCACCAACGGAGCGUUCUGGUACGAUGUUCCAGGUGGAAUGCAAGAUUUCAACUACGUCUUUUCCAAUUGUUUCGAAAUUACGGUCGAGCUAUCGUGUUGCAAGUAUCCAAAUGCCUCCAACCUUCAACUCGAGUGGCAAGGAAACCGCCAAAGCCUAAUCAGAUAUAUGCAGGCUGUUCAUUUGGGAGUGAAGGGCUUGGUGACUGAUCACCAGACGAAUGAAGCUAUUCCUAGGGCUCGGAUCACAGUUGUUGGUGUCGAAUAUGACGUGAAAACAACCAAUGAUGGGGAAUAUUGGCGACUCCUUCUACCAGGGAAUUAUUCGUUGCAAGUUUCCGCAUUUGGCUAUCAAGAUGUUGAAAUUCAUAACGUUUCGGUCAUGGAAGAUGCGCCUACCACACUAAACAUCAGAAUGACGCGUGCCAUCCCAGAUCUACCGGACAAGGACAGCAAAAUUUACAUGGAAUUCGGACACCACAACUAUACCGAAAUGGAAACAUUGCUAAAAAGAAUCACUGAGGCCUUCCCGACCAUUACACGGCUGUAUACCAUUGGACAAAGCAUACAAGGCCGCGAGCUUUAUGUCUUAGAGAUAUCUGAUAAUCCGGGCCAACACGAACCUAGCGAGCCGGAAUUUAAAUAUAUCGCAAAUAUGCACGGCAAUGAGGUUGUAGGACGUGAACUGAUUUUAAAUCUUGCCAUCACUUUAACCAAUGGUUAUGGUAGAGAUGACCGGAUCACAAAAUUAAUAGACUCAACACGUAUUCAUUUAAUGCCAUCAAUGAAUCCUGAUGGUUACGAAAUAGCCCUUGAAGGGGAUGAAAAUGGUGGCUAUGGACGGGGAAACGCCAACCAAGUCGAUUUGAAUCGUGAUUUUCCGGAUCAGUAUUUCCCUAAGGAUGAUAAUGCGAGCUUCCAACCUGAAACACUUGCGGUGAUGAAUUGGUCACAGUCCCUCCCGUUUGUUUUGUCUGCCAAUCUUCAUGGUGGUUCGCUGGUGGCCAAUUAUCCAUUCGAUGACAAUCCUCAGGGCAAGAGCAAGAUUGAUAGCCCUUCACCUGACGAUGCGCUCUUCCGCAAACUUGCCAAGACUUACAGCUAUGCACAUCCUACCAUGCACUUGGGGAAACCUUGCCAUCAGAGUCUUGCUGGCCGCUUAUUGGGUGUUCUCGACGAAUCCUUUAAGGAUGGAAUUACGAAUGGUGCUCACUGGUACAGCGUUUCCGGCGGCAUGCAAGAUUGGAACUACGUCCAUACAAAUGAUAUGGAAAUCACUGUGGAAGUGAGUUGCUUCAAAUAUCCAAAGGCUAAGGAUAUGAAGCACUAUUGGGAAUUGAACCGCCAGUCGCUCUUAGAGUACAUCGAGCAAGUUCAUCACGGUCUUAAGGGCUUUGUAAUGGACACAAAUGGUUUCCCCAUCUUUAAUGCUUCCAUAGCUGUGGCUGGUUUCGAAGGAAAAAAUGUCCGAAGCUAUAUUGAUGGCGACUACUGGAGACUCCUACUACCUGGUGAAUAUCACGUGACUGCUAGUGCAAUAGGGUUCCAGUCGCUCAGCAAAACCGUUAACGUGCCUUCAGAUGGAGCUGGUGUUGUAAAUUUUACACUGCAACGCGUCAAUGUUGGUGAAAUGAUUCGCCUUUCCAUACCGCCUUCACCAGGAAAAAUAAAUUCGCCAACAACAACUGUAUUACCUCCUAUCAAAGUUGUGCAACUGCCUUCUGAUGAACUAGAGAGUUUGCUGAAAAAGAAAGUCAAGCAGGCACCCAAUUUGCUAUGCUUAUACAGUGUAAAAUCACCAGAGCAGCAAUCGGAGCAGCCAGUAUGGGUAUUAGAAAUAGGAGAUGGAGCAGCUGCAAAUUGUGUCACACGAAAGCAGUCUAUCCAAAUGGGGACGGUUACCAAGCUUCACCAACCUAAAGUGCUGGUGGUUAAUGGAAUCGAUCGAGCAGCUGCUGCAUCAGGCCGGACAUUUCUGCUCAACCUGGUUGAUGCCUUAAUAUCUUCCGAGUCUGACGCGCUAAGCGUAAUCAAGAGUGUAUCGAUGCAUUUGAUUUUCGACGCCGACCCUUCUACGGCCGACGCGGAUUGUGCAACAACGUCAAGUGCCAAAACCAAUGCCGAAGAAGCUAUAAUUCAAUUUGUGGAACGGGAGAAGUUUACAAUGGUUUUGACUCCUGAAUUUCAAUGGAUUGGGAUCGCUGGAUCUUCAUUAUCGGGACUGAAGCAAUUCCGUGAAAAACAGUUAGUUGAAACCUACGACCACCAAAUGCAAGGGUCAAGCGAUUGUGCUCAGGGUGAGCGCCAAUCGUCCACGUUUCUCAAUCAUAUCAGUGAAGUCAGCAAUGGUAGCAUUGCGUUCCGCCUUGGGCUCUCUUGUUGCGCGGAGUCUCAUCAAACUAAUACCAUCCUUACUUCUCAUCGAGUUGCUCUGUUUCAACUGUUCCUCACAGCCCGUCAGGGUAUCGCUGGGGUGGUUACAAGCCAGUUCGGUCAACCACUUGCUGCUGUAAUUAAAGUAACUGCAGCACGAAGAGCAUUGAUUUCAUCUGCUGAUAGUUUGGUUGUUUCAACAACCCGAGACGGUCAGUUCUGGAUUGCUCUAGCUCGUGGGGAAUAUGCAAUUGAAAUUCUGUCGUCUGAUUACGUUAAAAAAACAAAGGUGGUGACAGUGUCAGAUGGCGGGGCCAGUCAGAUAGUCAUUCAGCUCUCACGAGACCAAAGAGUAGGCGGACUGCCACGUAUGGUUUUCGUCAUCCUAAUGGGUUCUCUACUUCUUUCGCUGCUGACAAUAGUACUGUGUUGCUGUUCUUGUUAUGAGAAACGCAAGGCUCAGCGUAAGAAGAAAUCUAGCCAAUGGGGUUUCCAGUUACUCCAGCAAACAGAUCGGGAGAACAUGGCACCCGUGCUGAUUGAUAGUAGCUCAAGCGAUGAAGAACUUUUUGUCCAGCAUUCGCAACAUCAGCAUUUCAAGAUGCGGCCACCGAUUCGAGCAGUGCAAGAAGGAUCGGGAGAUUCACCAUUCCGACCUAUUAGGCCAAAAGGCAAAGUUUUGGGAGCAAGAUUGGGUCAGUAUCGUGAUGAUACCUCGAGUAGUGAUGAGCUGGAGGAUUUUAAUAGCGCUACAUCUUCGAGCUUGGAAGAGGAGCAAUUGGUCGACCUUCGGAAGAGUUCUAGGCCUGCCAUGUGAUUCAACUAUAAUGGCCAGAGCAACUUAUUUCUCAAAUGUUAUUAUUUUUUUAAUUAGAUCUGAUUUUAACGUGUGAAGGUGAAUAAUGUAAUCCCGUAAUUUGCAAGUUUCCUGUUAUCUACCUAAUCAUGACGUGCCUUGUCAUCAUUACUUAUCUGGGAUAAUUAACACGUGUCUACUGCUGUAUUGUUGUACAGCAACGAAAACUAUGCACACAAUACUAUACACGGAGCGGGAAGAUGAAAUAAACGAAUUCGUGAAACUAAA